Molecule: messenger RNA, 687 nt
Organism: Cadophora gregata
Lineage: Eukaryota; Fungi; Ascomycota; Leotiomycetes; Helotiales; Ploettnerulaceae
Exons: 3
Coding region: 268-618 (116 amino acids)
Cellular component (GO): cytosol; mitochondrion
Molecular function (GO): deaminase activity
Source: RefSeq, a predicted model, not a curated record
CAAAGUUUUCAAGAAGAAUGGCGGGCAAGGUAGGCUAUCCUGCUGAUAGCGAUUGGAAGUGGGAGUUUAGCAUGGUACUCAGUGUUACUAGCUUCUUGAGUUGUUCAUAAGUUUUCUACACCACGUCUUUGCUUCUCGACUCUUGCUUCCUCACAACUUAUUUCUACAUUUCACGCAACUCAUUCAACUCCAUCUCUUGCUUACCCAAAAGGCCCAACCCUUACUUCAAUCAACUUCUAUCAUAUCGCUAUCAAAUCAAAACGCAAAAUGUCUCGUCAACUCAUUUCUAGCGAGAAGUUCCCAACCAAGCCACACAACUGCCCAGCAGUCAAAGUCCCCGGACUCGUCUUCUGCGCAGGACAGACCGCUACCGGCGAGAUCAAAGCCGCAACUAGAACCGUGCUACAAAACCUGAAGGAAGUUCUCGAAUUGGCAGGGUCGUCGCUCGAGCAGGUCGUCAAAUACAAUGUAUAUCUGGCGGACAUGAAGGAUUUCGCGGCCAUGAAUGAAGUGUACAUUGAUUUUCUCCCUCAGCCAAUGCCUGCACGGUCGUGCUUACAGGCUGUGGCACCUGGGAAUGGGACGGUUAUUGAGAUUGAAUGCAUUGCGCAGGCAUGAUCUGGGAUGGGUAUAAACAAAAUUUGGAUUUAUGUUGUACAUAAUUGAGACAAGAAAUUUCUCUUUCAG